GUAGACACUAACGCAAUUGAAAAUGGCUUCGAAAAGAUUAAUUGUUCUAAUGUUUUCGAUAAAAAUUCGCCGAUUUUGAUCAAAUGACUAGUCCGGGUAAACAUUAAAUAUAUAUUUAUACGUAAUCACUUUAAAGGCAACACCAAACAGACACUGAAAAAUCAUGUUAGAGUCGCUUAGAGGAUAUCUAUAUGCAGCAACUGCUCCUAUUCGACUAGUUUUUACUAUUAUAAUCACCGUUUGCAGAACAAUUAAUACAGGAAUUAUUAACUUUCUUCACUUGCUUAUUAAAAUAUAUAAAAGAAUACUAUCUUUCUUCCAAGCCAUACGGGAUACUAUUAAACGUACAAAGAAUGGAAUAAAAUCUUCAUUUUGGUCAAAUAUUGACAGACUGAAGAGAACAUAUUACUGGAUAUUAUCAUUAAGAAGACGAUCUUUAGAAUUAAUUUGUCAAAUUAGAAUAGAUCUGCUGAAAUUUAUUCAAAAUGUUAAAUUCAAAGCUAAGAAAAGUGUUCAAAGCUACAGAAAACGUAUAAAGGCAUGGGGAUUUCAAUUGAAAGACAGUUCAGUACAUGUCUGUAAAGAUAAUUACAAGAAAUUUAUGAAUCUGAGUCGGCUAAAUCGGUUGAUGUUACUUUUCCUCCUUUCUGGAAUUAUGGUCUUUGUUAUAUUAGUUAUUAUAAUAUUAUAUGAUAUUCACACCGAUAACCUUCAAGGUGCUGCCAGUAAAUGGAGAAAUUUUAUCAAAUUACUAAAAGCUUGUAGAUUUUACUUAAAAAGCGCUGCUCUAUUUAUACUACAUCAUAGUUGGAUGACAUUAAUACUAUUGAUAAAGCUAUCAUGGUUGACCUUAAGCACCCUUUUAGUUCUAUUAUAUAACAUAUUUUGUUGGUUAUUCGCUAAUUUAGUUAACUGCUCAAAAUUUCUCGCAAAAGCUCUGCAAAAUCUCUGUUUCGAUUUCUACGAACAUGGAACAGUAGCUUUAUUUCGAGCGGCUAUUUCUACUUUCUACUUUACUAAGGAUUUUACAUGGGAACUACUUCAGGCGACAGGGCGAAAGAGUAUUGAUAUUUUAAAGGGAACUUCCAAGUUUUUAUCUAUUUCCUAUGAUUUCACUGUUAGUACUACAAAAACAGUCGCGGAUGCUACUAACCAAGUUUCACAAACCACAUGGAUUUGGAGUAAAGUUACUUUUCAAUGGAUUAAAUGGUUUAUUAUACAAGUUACAACUUUUAUCGUCUAUUUUUUUAAUGAAUGGGCGUUCGAUUGGAUAAAAUUUAGUCUUUUAAGUCUAUAUAAAAUGAUUUACGCAUCUCUACAUAUAGUCUAUAAGUUUAUGAACCAGUUUUUUAUUUCAACCUGUAAUUUUACAACUUCUUUCAUAAGUCAUAUAUACAAUGGAACUUACCUAAUGGUAUCAUUUGUUGUAAAUUUCUUUACCGGAUUUACUGGAGCUACCAGAGGCAUUGCAAAUGGUCUAGUCUUUGUAAUUAGAGGAAUUUUUUCAACAAUAGUUUUUGGUAUGGAAAGUACCGUUGGAGUUUACACAUCAACUAUGUCAAAGUACAACAAUAUCAGAGAAUUGAUUUUUAUAUUUGCCAUUUCUCUCUUUUGCGUUUAUUGCUCAUCGCUAGCGUAUGAUAGACAACAAAGUAAGAGCAAAGAGGAGGAGGAGGAGGAAAGUGACGAUGAAACCCUUGAAAAAUUAUAUCCAGUGGCAAAAUCUAAGCUAAUGCCAACCUAUGAUAAUCCUAUGUUAGACGAAUCCGAUACGGAUAGUGAAAUAGGUUUUAAGGAUGAAGUCGUCCCAGACAUAAAUACAGAGACUAAUUCAACAGACGAGGAGUUAUAAUCUCAUUUCUCUUAUAUCUCUUUUUUGUCUCAUCAGACUGGUGCUGUGUAAAAACUAUUGUCAGCUUUUCUCUUUAAAUAUACAUAAACAAACCU
Molecule: messenger RNA, 1947 nt
Organism: Dimorphilus gyrociliatus
Lineage: Eukaryota; Metazoa; Annelida; Polychaeta; Dinophilidae
Source: the annotation of a GenBank genome assembly